Messenger RNA from Anopheles moucheti, 930 nucleotides. RefSeq names its product brachyurin-like. The record is from RefSeq and is a predicted model, not a curated record. Gene Ontology annotation, biological process: proteolysis. Gene Ontology annotation, molecular function: serine-type endopeptidase activity. Lineage: Eukaryota; Metazoa; Arthropoda; Insecta; Diptera; Culicidae. The coding region runs from base 1 to 930 and encodes 309 amino acids. The transcript has a single exon.
AUGAAGUACACGGUUUCGCUUUCGGUGCUUCUGGCAGUGCUCUGUGGUGGCUCUGCGCUGCCUGCAAAGAACAGUAUCGAUUGGUCCCAAGUGCGUCCGAUCGAAGAGUUUGAACACAUCAAGGUUCAUCUUCCAGUCCAUCGGAUCUCCGCACCAGGAACGCCGCAACGUCGCGUCGUUAACGGACAGGAAGCCAGUCCGGGCCAGUUUCCGUACCAGGUGGCACUUGUUGGACAGUACGCUGCCGGUGUCGGGCUUUGCGGUGCCUCGGUCCUUACGCACAACUACAUCCUGACAGCGGCCCACUGUGUCUACGACAGUUUCGACUCCACCGUACCCAUCGUGGGCGGUACGGCCAUUUUGGGCGCACAGAAUCGCAUGGUGGAGGAACCUUCCCAGCAGCGCAUAUCGUUCACAUCGAGCGGCAUCGUUGGCCAUCCGGGCUAUACCUUGGAGAAUAUACGCAAUGACAUCGCCGUGGUACGGCUAGACGAACCGAUCGUCUACACCGAGCGUAUUCAACCGAUUCGGUUACCAGCACGCACCGAUACGCGCACCUUUGCCGGGGUGAUUGGUACCGUGUCUGGAUUCGGUGUGUACUCGGUAACCAACCCAGCACUGUCGGACGUACUGAACUACGUCGCCAAUCCCAUCAUGACGAACGCGGACUGUUUGGCUCAGUGGGGCGGAGCGGCCGCGUUGAUUGAACCCCAAAAUAUCUGUCACUCCGGCGAUGGAGGACGGUCGGCGUGCAACAGCGAUUCCGGUGGUCCACUGACGGUGCAGGACAAUACGGAAAGCUUGCAGGUCGGUGUAGUUUCCUUCGGGUCUACGGGCGGAUGUGAUGAUGGCAUUCCAACGGUGUAUGCCCGGGUGUCCUACUUUUUGGAAUGGAUUGAAGACAACUCGGACUUCAUCGCUGACCCAUGA